GAACAGUGAUUUUUUGGUUCUGAUUGAGCCUGUCCUUGAGGCCAGACUGAUAGAGACUUCCAAGAAAAGAAAAAUGGCAUGUAUAAGGGGAAUGCGAUGAAAAGCCUGCUGGAGUCUGCAAUGGAAGAUAAGCUGCCCGAAUUCUUUGGGGGAGGGGGCAUGUGUGAAGAGGCUGAGCCCAUUGCUGUAGGACUUGGCUCAGAGUGGUUGCAACAAGGGAAGAGGGCUGUUCAUUAUGCAGAGCUUACGCAGGUCUAUGAUAUGGGUUAUCCUCGCAAUGCAACAUGUCUACAGUGCUCCUUUGGAUGAACAGAAAAUAUAUUUCCCAGGCGAGCAUCCUGAUGGGGGAGUGGAGUCUAGAAGGAGUGGAAUGCAAAUGCAAUCACAUUUUGUACCGAUACAACCAUAUCAAACAGUAGGUGGAGGACCAGGAAGAAAUGUUGAGUGGUCUGAGGACAACACACACAAUGGAGAGGUCUCCCGACAAUACCACCUCCAGCAUCCUCAGUUGCCACUUUAUGGCGGAUAUGGUAAUGGACUGCGAGGAGAGUACCAGGCAGGUGAGUGGGGACCAGAGAACUUGAAUGCAGCUGUCCCUGCCAAAUCGACAUCUUAUGGCAUUUCAAGAGGAAGCACUUAUCAGCACUUGUCAGGAGCUCAUGAAACGGCAAAUUAUCACCAAGGAUUCCCACACAUGCCAGGGGACCUGCACUCCUUGAGUAAUGAUGCUCUUAAUGGAGAAGAGGAGGUCAGAAAACAGAUAUGGUCAUCCCAACACUCAGGUGAAACUGAAAGACAUCAGCAUGAACCACAUCAGGUAGUUCAAACAUUUGAGAGUGGAAGUAACGGCCUAAACUCGUUGCAUGGGCAAACUAUCAGUUCAAGUAAGUACCAGACUAGCCCUGAUGACUUGACCUCUAUAUUAGAUGGACAAUCUAGCCACAAAUUGCAUCCCAACAUCAAAGAAGCUCUGGAUCAUGUGAUCAAGGAUUUUGGAGAAGCUUCUGGGAAUACAUUAAAACAACCACAACGUCACAUGGUGCACAAAAUUUCACACAUUAAAAAGACAACAGUUCAGAAUGUGGGAAGAGAACCCACUCAAAUUCAUUCCACAUCUUCUAAUGACGAUAUUAAUCUAUCACAGUUGAUAGAGCAGCUUCAGAUGCUGGAGCAGUCCCCUCAGCACAUAAACAUAACUUGGUGUGAAGAGAAGAUAAAGGAGUUCUUACGAGAAUUGAGACGUAAGCAAGCAAGUGGGGUUUACAUCAAUCAACAAGUGCAAGAGCAAACACUGCAUCAAGUUCUAACACAUGAAACGUCUGUUGAAAAUACUGACACAAAAGAAGGUGUUUAUGAGCCCCCAAUGACAAGAGUGACAGUAAAACCACUUGGUGGAGAAGAAUCAACAGGCUUCAUAGCAAAUGAGCAGAGCCAUAUAAACGAGGUGUCUGUUGAUCAGGCACAGGAAGGAUCAUCAAACCAUGAAGUGCAAAUGCAUGAAUCAUUUGUUCCAGAGGUACUGACUGUAAUUCCACCUGCUUUUCCACAUCAACCAGAAAUUAUGUCUCAUCAAUAUGAGCAGCCAAAAGAGGUACCACCUUUCAUAUCUGACAACAGCAGUGACUUAAAAGAAUUAGAGUUAGAACUGCCAGAGUAUGUGCCAUUCAAGCAUUCUCAAUCUGGGGGCAUUGACGCUUUCGAGGGUAUUACUCAUAAGGAAACUAGACCACUGUCACAUUCUUCAUCACAAAUGCAGGCCCAAAGUGAAAUUUCUCCUGCACAUGAAAGUAAUGAAAAUCUUCCCCAGACAACUUUAGAGGAAGAACAAAGUCAUGCUGCACACCAAGAGGUAUUGAUGGAGCAACAAAAGAGCAAGGGUCAGCAUACAUCUAUCCAUUCAUCACCCAAUGAAUUCAACAAUCCAGUAAAUUUUCAAACAAGUCGUCAGGAAAGUGGCAAAGAUCAGCACCAAUCUGAAACUAGUGUAACUGGUGAAAGCAAUACAGAAAUAGAAAGUACUUUGACUCAGCAGCAUAGUAAAGAGGAAAAUCAUGAGUAUGGUGAGAGUGGUGAUGUAGGUAAUCAUAUGGUACACGGGCGUCCUCAAGCUCCUCAGGAGGAACUCAUUGCCAGUGUAGAAUCUAGCCAUGAACAGUCAGAGCACAUCAAAGAACCUGAGCAAGUAAUGAAUCACCCUACGGAGGAGCUCGCCAAUGGAUCAUUGAUACAAGUAUCUGAACAGGAACACCAUAUUAACUCGCAUGAAUCUACCUCAACGCAUACUGAGAACCUUCAUCAUCAGCAAGUUAACUACGAUAACUUGAUAGAGGAACUUAUACAGCUAGAGAGCAUUCCUGGACACCAAGCUAUUGACAAGUGUGAAGAAAAAAUACAAGAAUUUUUAGAGAUACUCAAAUAUCAACAAGAGCAAGGUUUUGGAAGAAAUCAACAGGAGCUAGAGAGACUUCAUCAAACACUCAUUGAACAAGCACAAGAGAGAAGCAAACAGCUAUUGAAUGUAGAGGAAACAUCAGCAUCUCCAACAUCCUUUUGGAGAAAGGUGCAGAAAAAAAUUAAAAAGACCUAUCAGAGUGCCAAAGAUAGAGCUAAAGAGGCUAUGGGUUGAAAAGGAUCAUCACGCUUAAUUGCACAGAUACAUGAAAACCAACAGAACUAUAGUCUGUAGGAUGUAGGACAUAUUAAGAUGAAAAUAUACCAAAUAUACUGAGUAAACAAAUAA
Frankliniella occidentalis (western flower thrips) is the source of this 2740-nucleotide messenger RNA. RefSeq lists its product as uncharacterized. Bases 236 to 2626 code for a protein of 796 amino acids. The transcript is spliced from 3 exons. The record is from RefSeq and is a predicted model, not a curated record. NCBI's taxonomy places the organism in Eukaryota, Metazoa, Arthropoda, Insecta, Thysanoptera, Thripidae.